GAUAUCAUAUGCGCUCAACUCUUGUCUUUCGUCAUGAAGAACGGGCGCAAAGAGUUAACGCUGGAAGUGAUCGAUGACUUCCAACUCGACUACUUAGACAAGAAGGCCAUCAAUGAGUAUAAGAAAUCGAAGACAAUGGCCGCCAGAGCCCAGCGGACACCCAAAACCCCGGCCUCGCGGUCCGGAUUCAACGCCAACGACAGCUUUAAGGCUUUGCUUAAAGAGAUGAACAGCGGAUCCGAUGACAGCAAACCGGCGCCGACACGGCUUUUCACUCGAAUCGAAAUCGCAUCCAAUGACGAGUCCAGUGCUGUCGAAGACAAGAAACUGGAAGAGAUUAGUGUCACAGAAACGACAACACAUGAUGUGGUGACCGUUGAAACGCCGAAAACACCCGAAAAAGUGGUAAAUGAGACACCAAUGUCUCCCGAAAUGGUGGACCAGACCAUUGAGUACAUGGAUGUGAGCGCAAUGACCACUCCAUGCGUGACAGCGACCGCUAUUAACGAGUCUAUCAAUACAUCUCUCAAAAUUGACGACACGAUUAACUCGAAUAUAUUGUGUUAUUUCGGGAACUCUUACUCCGACAAAGAGUGGCGGAACCGAUCGAAAGUCGAACACAGCGUCAAACUAUACGACCCGACGAUUACGUUAACCGAAAACUUUAAGUUUAUGUCAUUGAAGAUUACAGAAACCAAUGAGAUAUUGAACGACAUUAUUGACGAGUUUUCAGAGCUUCUUCGGGAAGCGCUGGACAUUGAAUCGUGGAAUCAGUUUUCAAUUCCCAGUCCUAUCGAAGCCUAUUAUAUCGGACGCGUUUGCUAUGACUGCAGCUCUAAGACCAAGCUAUCGGACGGUACGAUACGACUCGAGGGCUCCCGGUAUCUGACAAAUAGCGAAUCCAUUGAUCUGGACUUAAGCCGUUUGAACAGCUAUUCUCUGUUUGCGGGGCAAGUGAUGGCCUGUAAGGCUAUCAACGAAUCGGGCAAAACACUUGUUGUUCAAGAGAUCAUGGAUUUCGAUAAGAUUACGGGUUCGCCAGGAGUUACGCCAUCGUUUGUCCACCCCUUGAAUCUGGUCGUAGCCGUCGGGCCAUUCAAUACACACCAAUCGCUGGAUUUAGAGCCGUUGCGGAAGUUUAUGUCAUACGUGCGCCGCUAUGAGCCCGACUACUGCCUACUCUUAGGCCCAUUCGUGGACACUAUGAACGAGAAACUGUUGACCACCGAUGAGCCCAUCGAUCGUAUAUUCAAUUCGCAGAUGCGAUACAUCGCCGAAGAGUUGGCAGAUGUGAAGACUGAGGCGAUUGUGGUUCCGUCCACUCGUGAUCUCAAUGUGUUCAACACAUUGCCUACAAUGCAAUUCAAUUCGUAUAAAUCGCAUAAAAUUCAUUACUUUUCCAACCCAUGCGUACUGAACAUCGCCGGCGCCGUCAUCGCCAUGACGUCCACCGAUGUGUUGCUUCAUCUGAGCAAAGAGGAGAUCUCUGCUGGCCAAAGUAUUGACCGAUUGUCCCGUCUCUGCAAACACAUCAUUAAUCAGCGAAACUUUUACCCCAUAUUUCCGCCCAAUCCUGACGUUAACGUUGAGUUCACAAAAUACGAUUACAUGCGACUACCGCGAAACUUUUACCCCAUAUUUCCGCCCAAUCCUGACGUUAACGUUGAGUUCACAAAAUACGAUUACAUGCGACUACCGGUCAGUCCGCACAUACUUAUAGUGCCGUCGGAUCUCAAAGAGUUUGUUAAGAAUAUUUCCCGAUCAGUGGUCAUAAACACGGGUCGAGUGUUCAAAAACAAAUUCACUCGAAUCCGUAUCGAUCCGAUUGAUCGCAAGUCUUUCAAUGGUUCCCUCGAGAGCUAUACCAAUGUUGAGAUCAUUAAAAUGAAAGACGAUUAA
Molecule: messenger RNA, 1899 nt
Organism: Medioppia subpectinata
Lineage: Eukaryota; Metazoa; Arthropoda; Arachnida; Sarcoptiformes; Oppiidae
Source: the annotation of a GenBank genome assembly